AUGCCAUUAAGAAGCUGGGUGCUACUGGACUCUAAGACAAGAUUCUGGACCCAGGAGAUGCUCUGCUUCAGGUCAACGACAAGGCUGUACGGCUACUGGACGUUUGAUACACAGGAAGAGUUGGAGAACUUCCCCCUGCCUACGAUCCACCACUGCCAGACAGUGUUGAAUCAGACCAGAUAUCCAUCUGUCCUACUGCUGGUGUGUCAAGACACUGAACAGCACAGACCUGACAUACACUUCUUCCACUGUGACGAGGUGGAGGCAGAGAUGGUCCAUGCAGACAUCGACAGUGCCCCUGGUGACAACAAACAUGGGAGAAGAUGCGACCACAGACCUUGA
Messenger RNA from Salvelinus sp. IW2-2015, 342 nucleotides. NCBI's taxonomy places the organism in Eukaryota, Metazoa, Chordata, Actinopteri, Salmoniformes, Salmonidae. The record is from RefSeq and is a predicted model, not a curated record.